Plasmodium yoelii is the source of this 852-nucleotide messenger RNA. RefSeq names its product PIR protein. NCBI's taxonomy places the organism in Eukaryota, Apicomplexa, Aconoidasida, Haemosporida, Plasmodiidae. The record is from RefSeq and is a predicted model, not a curated record. The coding region runs from base 1 to 852 and encodes 283 amino acids. The transcript has 3 exons.
AUGAAUGACUAUACGUGUAGAAAGUUCCUUUUAGUAAGAUUGAAUUUUCCAGAUAUGUUGACUAAUGGAAACUAUAAAUUGACAAAUAAUGAAUUGAAAACACAUUGUACUAAUAAAUGUGAUAAGGAUAUCGAUAAAAUUAAUGCUGUAUGUUUAUGGUUGUUUAAUGUAUUUUUUGAGAGUGCUUCUGUGCUUUCGAAUCAUAAUAACAUCAAUAUUGUCCAAUAUAUUAUGAUAUGGUUAAGUUAUAUGUUAAGUCUAAAAUCACAUGACAAAAUCAACAAUCUAAAUGAUUAUUAUGAAACCCAUAUAAAGAAUAAUAAUGAUUAUAAUAAGCAUAUAUCUGGUGUAGGUUCCUAUAGUAAUUAUAAGAAUCUUAUAGAUAUAUAUGAUUAUUUUUUAAGUAUGGAUAUGAAGAUUAUAUCUAAAUUUUAUGAUGCAUUUACAACAUUAUGUGGUAUGUAUACUAAUUUUGAUAAAAACAGCCCAGAUUGCCGGAAUUAUUUGAAAAAUGCUAAAGAAUUUGUUAAAAAAUAUGAUGAACUUAAUGAAGAUUAUAAUAAUACUAAAGGCAGUUCAUAUAAUAAAAUAUUGUCUACAUUAUCAAACGAUUAUAAUAAUUUUAAAAAGGAUUAUGAUAGCGUUGGAUGCAAUAAUUUCCCAUCCCUUCCAACAUAUUCACGAAGAUCAGUAAUAAAAAAUGCACUAAUUUCAAUUUCAUUUACAUUUGUUGCAGUAUCAAUUUUUUUGGGAAUUGCUUAUAAGUAUUCAUUAUUUGGAUUUCGGAAACGAUCACAAAAACAGCAUUUAAGAGAAAAGCUAAAAAAAAUAAAGAAGAAACUGAAUCAUUAA